This is a messenger RNA of Myzus persicae (green peach aphid), 1292 nucleotides long. RefSeq names its product kynurenine formamidase-like. The transcript is spliced from 5 exons. Gene Ontology annotation, molecular function: arylformamidase activity. Bases 220 to 1020 code for a protein of 266 amino acids. Lineage: Eukaryota; Metazoa; Arthropoda; Insecta; Hemiptera; Aphididae. The record is from RefSeq and is a predicted model, not a curated record.
UAUUCGGUACAAUUAUAUCACAUUAGUACACAUUACUAAAUCUAUAAUAAGUGCACGAAACACAAUGAACGGCAGGUCACAGUCUCACAGAUGAGUGAUGGACAUAUACUUUAACAAUAUAAUAAUCAAAAGAAUUCGUCCCGAAGUACAUAUUUGGUGAAAUAUCUAUACGCAAUUCAUUUUCAAGUCCGUUGCAUAAGUAGUAUACCGGCCAGUGAAAUGGAGUGCUCGAGACUACGAUUACUGUCGUUCUCGAUGGGGUGGGCGAUGAUCGCGAUGACGGCUCUAGUCCCGUGCGGUACCACAGCCACCUUGAUAGACCUGUGUCACGGUUACCGGUACGGGGUGACCACGUGCUGGGACCCGAACCAACAAUUCGACGUAUACAACGUGCACACGGGAUCGGGGCCGAACGGAGCGUUCACCACGGAGAGCUUCUCGACUCCCGAACACUGCGGCACUCAUCUGGACGCGCCGUUUCACUUUAAUCCGACCGGAUGGAAACUGCAAGACAUCCCGCUGGACCGGACGGUGGUCGAAGGCGUACACGUGAACGUAAGUAACGAAGUCAAUGGAAACGGCGACUUAUUACUGACUGUCGAUCAUUUGAAAGCUUGGGAACAGGCCAACGGUCCGCUGCCCAAUCGAUCAGUGAUAUUGGUGAACUUCGGUUGGGCUCACAGAUUCGGAGAUCGUCAAUCGUACUUCAACGGAUUACGUGAACCAUAUAGGUUUCCCGGACUGUCCAGAGAUGCGGCCCAGUGGAUUGUCGACUCCGGAAAAGUGUACGGCGUCGGGGUGGACGGGCCAAGCGUGGACCCUGGACGGUCGACGACGUACGACGUGCACGGGGUGCUGUCCAAAGCCAAUCUUUACAACUUGGAAAACGUGGCAUUAAACGGCACGACGCUGCCACCGAGAGGAUUCAAGCUGGUCGUCCAGCCUGUCAAGAUCGUCGGCGGCACCGGCGGCCCGGUCCGGAUAUUGGCUUUCACGAACGACCCAUUCAAAUUAUUAUGAUCUCGACAAGAGGGCCGAUGAGAUUUUUGAUUUAUUUCUUCGCCGUCUCGUCAGCGACAAUUGCACUAAAACGCAUGAGGCCUCUACUUUGCAGACGGAUUUUCUCUUAUGUUACACGUUUUAAAUAAAUAACCAUUCUCGUACCUAUAUGGCUAUAUAUUAUAUAACAAUUUUAUAACCUGUACUCUGAUGUGAGCUCUUCAUAAUGCUAGUAAAAAGAAAAUACCUAUUAGAUUAUAUUCAAAAUAAUAAAUAUUUAAAAUACUAUGGGA